Molecule: messenger RNA, 1023 nt
Organism: Acanthosepion pharaonis
Lineage: Eukaryota; Metazoa; Mollusca; Cephalopoda; Sepiida; Sepiidae
Source: the annotation of a GenBank genome assembly
AUGCUGUCUCUCUCUUGGUUUGUAUGUUUGUAUGUAUCUCUUUCUCUGUUUUUCUCCCUAUCUCUUGAUUCUUUUCUUUGUCUAUCUUUCUUGCCAGAUGGUGAAUUGGUUGAAGAGAAUUUUGAUGUCAUUAUUGGCAAUGAUGGUGCUUUUUCUGCUGUUCGUAACCAACUGAUGAAGACAACACGUUUUGAUUUUCAACAGUGUUUUAUUCCCCAUGGAUAUAUGGAGCUGACAAUUCCACCCAAUUCCAAAGGCGAUUUUGCCAUGGAAUCAAAUUGUCUCCACAUUUGGCCAAGAGAAGAAUUUAUGAUGAUUGCCUUGCCUAAUCUUGAUCGUUCAUUCACUACAACACUUUUCAUGCCAUUUGAGAUCUUUGAAUCAAUCCACAAUGAAGAUGAUCUGAUAAAUUUCUUUCAGAAGGUUUUCCCGGACUCUAUUCCUUUUAUAGGAAAGCAAGAAUUGAUCAAGACUUUCUUAAGCCGAAAAGCACUUCCUCUGGUUUCAGUCAAGUGCAAGCCAUAUAACAAAGAAGGUAAAGUGGUCAUCAUGGGGGAUGCUGCCCAUGCUAUGGUUCCUUUCUACGGACAAGGAAUGAAUGCGGGAUUUGAAGAUUGUCUCAUUUUAGAAAAAUUCUUAAAUGAAUGUAAUGAUAAUUUUGAUGAGGCACUAACAAAAUAUUCUCAAUUCCGUCAUGUUGAUGCCAUUUCAAUUUGUGACUUGGCAAUGUAUAAUUAUGUUGAGAUGAGGUCUUUGGUUAAUUCCAAAUUGUUUUUGCUGAGAAAAUCUCUGGAUAACCUUUUAAACAAAAUCUUUCCAAGCUCAUGGAUCCCCCUUUACACUAUGGUGAGCUUUUCUCAGAUUCGCUACCAUGAAUGUGUUGAAAAUAAAAAAUGGCAAGAUCAGCUGUUGAAGAGAAUCUCCAAAAUAAUUACCGCUUUGUCAGUAAGCAGCCUUGGCUUUUUGUUAUGGAUUCAGCGAAUGAACAUAAUCUCUCUGCUUCAAGAGUAUGGCCUCAUGUGA